AUGGCCACUGUCGGCGACGGCAUUGAAAACAUGCCGCCGGCAAUGAAGACUGGUCGCCGCUCAGGGACGCAAGCUCGGCCAGGCCCUGCGCCUGGCGCCCUGAGGGCCGCCUCAAGCGGGCGGGAAGACGACCUUAGCAGCGAUGACGAUUGGGGGGGUCUGCCAUUUGAGAAGGCGAGACGCGAGGCGGGCGCGGCACGCAACUCUGCCUCAGACGACGAGUCCAGCGCGUCCUACCAGCACGGGCGUGCGUCGCCGGCAGGAAGCCAGAGCAGCUGUGGCUUGCCUUCGCUGCCGGACACGUUGCCCCUCGCUUCAGUGCUGGAUGCCGAGGCGACCACAGCACUGCUCGUGACGUGGCAGUUUGCGCGUUGCUUUUGCCGUCGGCUGCAGCCUGACAGGGCCCUGGUCACGCCGACCCUCGAGCAGCUUCAGGACGGGCUCUGCUCGGGCGGCGAGAGUGGCCUCGUCGGUGAGCUGCACAUCCACCUGCUGCGCCUCUUUCUCGAGCGGGAGGAUAAGACGGCGCUCAUCGACGACGACUCGGACGGCGAGUCGACGGAGGUGCACCGGGUACCCCGGCCCAGCACAGGCGUCCAUGCGUGGCUCGCCCGCGACCUGGCUGCCUACCUCGACGCAGACCGGGUUGGCUGGCCCGAGGUGUUGCGGCUCGUGAUUGCUCAGUGGAAGCUCAAGGAGGAGUCCAAGGGGUCGGCCGUGCACGACAAGGAUUGGCUCGACCCGUCGCUGCUUGAGCUCGGCCGCCGGCUGCGCGUGGAAGAGUACUCGUCUAUCGACGCCACGCUCAAGUGCCAGGCACUCGGGAACCUCUGCGAGCGGGCGCUCGAGGUGCUGGGAUCCGAGAUUGCAGAGGCGUGGGAGUCGCUGCAACAGGCGCGGCGCGGGGAGGCCAAGGCCGUGCGGGAGCUACAGCGGGAGCAGCAGCGUGCCUCUAAGGUGGCGUUGGCUGCUGCGCGCCAGCGCGCAGCCGAUCUCGGGGGUGAGCUCUGCGCGGCUGAGGAGGAUUUCACCCACACCGAGCGCGCAUACUGGGCCGCCGCGGCAGUGCAGCACGAGAGCAUGGUAGAGCUCAAAGAGGCGAUGGAUGCGGCGAGGGCCGUGAGGGAUGCGGCUCGCGACGCCAUCCGGCUUGCGAAGGAGGAGGUGAGGACGCUGCAGGCAGGGGGGGCGACGGCGGCGAGCGGAAGCGAUGAGGGGGCAAGCAGGCGAGGCCGACGGAUCUCAUCCAAGGUUGAGGCUGCGGCGCAGGCCGAAGCUGACAGGGUGGCCGUACAGCGGGCAGAGUGGGCCGAUAUGACUCGCCUGACGCCUCUGGGACGCGACGCCGAGGGCUCCGUCUACUGGCUGCUCCCCGGGCCGUUGCCGCCUGUAGACGACCACCAAGGCGGCCAACCCUUGGGGCCGCUCUUGGCGGUCGAGCACCAGGGCGGUGGCUGGGGGCAGCUUGCUUCUCUCUCGUUGCUCAAGCUCGCGCUGGAGGCGCGCGACCUGCCGGGUGAAGCGAAGCUGCGGCGGCGGCUAGCCGAGGUGACGCUGCCCGAAGACGCGGACGACGAUGGCAGCGGCGGGCCAACGGCUGGAGGCGGCCAGGCGAAGCUCGGUCGCACGGACUCGUGGGAUGCGUCCCACGACUGGGUUGGGCUACGGGUGCGGAGGAUCGUCAAGGGCGAAACCUUCAACGCCGUCGUGUCCGCUUGGCGGCCCGCCCGCGGCGACGGUAAGCCUGCGAGGUGGCGCUUGCGCUUUGACGAUGGCGACGAGGAGGAGGUGGACGAGGAGGGGGUGGCCGAGGCCAUCGAGGAGGCAGCUGAGGCGAGCCUCCGCGCCAUGCGGCGGCGGCUGCUUGCGGUGGAGGCGACUCUUCUCAGCGGCAGUAGUGGCGCUGGCGAGGCCCGAAGCGGUCCAUUGAGAGCCCCUACCGCCUCCAACGCUGCGAGCUGGGCCGAGGAGCGGCGAUCCUGGCUGCUCGAGGUUGAGACGGCUGUCGAUGUGGCGCAGUUGCGGGCGCUGCUGCUGCGGAUGUACGACGCGGUGCAGACGCCAGUCAGUAGCGCCAGUGAUGGAGGGGCGGCGGACGUGGAGUGGAGCGACGCGUGGCAUCGCGAGCUCACUCAGGCGUGGCGGAGGCGCGUGCUCGCGAGCAGCACGCUCGCACAGCUCUCGCUCCGCUUCGCCGAGGCGCAGUGGAACCUGCACGCCCAGGGCGGCGUGGUGCCUGGGGCCAGGCUCGAGGUGCACUGCGAGGCCUCGCACGCGAAGAAGGCGGAGGAGGGGUCGGUGUGGCGCCUCGCUCACGUCGUCGCCGUCUUCGUCGACGGGUCCUUCCGGGCCCUCUGGGAUGAGAGCGGGCGCUACCAGACCCGCGACUUCGCAGCGGCGCCAUCUCGCGUGGGGCGCAAGGAGCGUGGUGUCGUGUGGCGCUUCCUCGAGGACGCCUUGCCGGCGAAGCGCCGAAGCUCCUCCGAGGAGGCAAAGUCGGCAGAGGCUGCGCCGCCGCGGGUCAAAAGAGGUCGCAGUGCCGGCCUCGAGGAGGCGAAGCAGUCGGCAACCGCGCCACCGCGGGUGAAGAGGGGGCGCAGCUUCGAUGUGUAG
Emiliania huxleyi CCMP1516 is the source of this 2613-nucleotide messenger RNA. RefSeq lists its product as hypothetical. The transcript has a single exon. The record is from RefSeq and is a predicted model, not a curated record. Bases 1 to 2613 code for a protein of 870 amino acids. NCBI's taxonomy places the organism in Eukaryota, Haptophyta, Isochrysidales, Noelaerhabdaceae.